This is a messenger RNA of Python bivittatus (Burmese python), 2073 nucleotides long. NCBI's taxonomy places the organism in Eukaryota, Metazoa, Chordata, Lepidosauria, Squamata, Pythonidae. The record is from RefSeq and is a predicted model, not a curated record.
CUGUCUGGCCUGCUAGAUCAACCCCAACCCAGAACAGAGGCCCUGGGCCAGUGCUAAGCCAAAAGCACGCACAGUGGUCAUCCCAAAGCCGUUUUUCAUCGUGUGGGUUCCGUUUUUGUUUCUAGAAAUCACUGUAGGUCUGAAGAUGCUGGGGCUGAAUCCUGCCUUGUCAGAGAAAUCGCUUCAUGAGUAUCCUUUCUCUCAGGUGGUUUCCCUAGAAAUCCUGGUGCCGAAUUCUCUGGAUCCCCAUCUGUCAGGGCUCUUCUCCCUUUCCGUCUUUCCUCUUUCGUGCUGGAAGAAGCUGGGCCAAGGCCCUCCAGAACUAUGGCCGCUCUUUCCAAACACCCAUCUCCCCUUCUCUCUUUUCUCCCAGGCGACGCAAAUGGGGGGAGGCCCCCCACACCCUCCCGAGCAGACAGCACCUCCCCCACAGCCAGCGGCCUCUCCUUCGCCCCCUCCCCCCUCGGCCCCCCAAAGUGGACCGGAGGGGAUCCCGGCUGGCCUGGGAAGCGGUAGCCGUGGUGGCGCCUCAGCAGAUGCUUUGCCUCCGGAGUUCUUCACCAGCGUGGUCCAGGGGGUGCUUUCCUCCAUGAUGGGCUCCCUCAGUGCCCAGCAGGGCAGCACGGAGAGCAUUGCCGACUUCAUCCAGCGCCUGAGUGGCACCAGCAACAUCUUUGAGCCAGGCACAGAGGGUGCUCUGGGCUUCUUUGGAGACCUGCUGUCUUUGAUCUGCCAGAACUUCUCCAUGGUCGACAUGGUGAUGCUGCUUCACGGCCAGUUUCAGCCGCUGCAGCGGAUUCAGCCCCAGCUGAGCCGCUUCUUCCGGGAAGAGUACCUGCAUGGCCAGGAGCCCACCGACCGCAACGUCCGGAUGGCCACGUACAAUUUGAUUAAUGGCUUGGAGGAGUAUGUCCGGGAGAGUUUUGCCUCUGUCCAAGUUCACGAUGGGGUUGACAUUACCCGCACCAAUCUGGAGUUCCUGCAGGAACAGUUCAACCGCAUUGCCACGCAUAUCUUGCACUGCACUGAUCACACCUUCGGAUACCGACUGCUUGAGCUGUGUAACCAGGGCCUCUUCGAGUGCUUGGCGCUGAAUCUUUACUGCUUGCGAGGGGAGCAGACGGCCCUCACCACAGUCAUCAAUGACCGUAUUAGGCGGAUGUCAGCAGACAUGAACCCGUCCUUGGUGAGCUGGCUCACCACUAUGAUGAGUAUGCGCUUGCAGGUCAUCCUGGAGCACAUGCCAGUCACAGAGGAACAGAUCUUGCCAUAUGUCCGCAGGGUGGGCGACCUCCCACAGCCUGCUCCUGAAGAGCCCAUGGACCUCCAGGUGGCAGAGCAGCCUCCAGAGACCUUGCAGCGAGAUACUGCAGCGUCCCCAGCCCCAGCCACCACAGCAGAGGAAGCUAUGCCCCAGCAGCGAGGAGGGGAGCCGGAACAUGAGGAAUUGCAGCAAGGGGAGCCCCCUGCGCCUGAUGUGGAGCCCUGGGCCGCUGCUGUGCCCCCCGAGUGGGUGCCCAUCAUCCGGGAGGACAUCCAGAGCCAGCGCAAGCUCAAGCAACAGCCUCCCCUCAGUGACGCUUAUCUGAGCGGCAUGCCAGCUAAGCGGCGCAAGACAAUGCAGGGUGAUGGCCCCCCGUUACUUCUGUCAGAGGCCGUCAACAAAGCUGCGAGAGUAGCCGGAGUGAAACCUUUGACGAGUGCUGAGAGUCUGAACCGAGACCUUGCUGAACCGGCGUUGCAAGAUAGCUACCAGCAGCAGUUGAAAUCUGAUCUGCAGGAGAGACUUCAGACUGAUCCCAGUUUCACUCCUCAACGGUUUCCCAGUGCCCAGCAGGCCUUUGUGGCUGAGGACUUGUAAGAGGGGCUGUCCAGAAACGCCUGGGGCCGAGGCCGGUUCUUAAAGGCUGGCCUUGCCACUGUUUGUGCGUCACGCAGACACCCACUCCUUUCUCAGGCCAAAUAUUUAAAUUCCUUUCCAUUUAUUUUCCCCCAUGGUUGCAGUGACUUUUCUUCCCCUGUGGAGUGCCCAAGCUGCUGCCAAAAUCAAUAAAUAAAACCACAUGUCCAGGA